CCCGGGCGGGGGAGCCCGGGAAAAGUCCAGUCCGCGUUUUACCGACCGCCCGGCAGUCAUCAGAGAGAAGUGGAUAAUCGCUGUUCGAGCGCUCUCUCUCUCUCUCUCUCUCUCCUCUCUCAUGCCAUGCUGGGCCAGAGAGGCUCAGGCAGACGUGUGUUUACCCAUAUCCGGGUUGGGGAGGAAAAGAAGAAGAAAAAAAGUUUUAUUUAAACCUGAACCCGAAAGAGGAAAAAAACCCACAAAACCACCCCAGAAACCCCACUUUCCACGUGAAAUCGGGAACGGGCGUAGACCCGAAGGCCUCAUGCCCACUUGUAAAUCUCCAAUCGAGGACUUCGGGGGCUGCUUUAAUUGGGCGGGGGGGGGGGCGAUUAAGACCCAAGUGACGGUGGAUUCAAAAGUUGUCGUCUGUUUCUCUCCCCCCCAACGGGCACUUUUUUGUUGUCUGUUGUGGUGAGGGGCUGUUUUUGUGUUUUGAACCUCGGGGGCCGGACUGACUUGCAAUGUUGCAAUAAUCAUGGCCGCGCAAGGACCAGCCGCGGCCGGCCCGGAGAGGGCGAGGGGCAGGAGCCAGGAGGGCCUUCCCCCGCCGCCGGCUCCUUCGGAUGGGGGCUCGGGCCCCCGGUCGGGGGUCGAGGGCCGCGGGCCCGGCCAUCCCGGCCCCUCCGCUGCCCCCCGGCCCCUCCGUGGCCGCCGCCACCAUGAGCCCAACAUGGCCAGUGAUAAGGCGAGCGCCUCCGCCGCCGGGAACAGUAAAAGCGGCGGGCCGCAGGGGGCUCCGGAGCCAGGGGGCAAGGCCGCCGUUUUAUCCUCCUCUUCCUCCUCCUCCUCCUCCUCGGCCAUGGAGACGGGGCUGCUCCCCAACCCCAAACUGAAAAACGUUGGCCAUCCCCUUGCCGCACCUCCCCACCCGCACCACCACCAUCAUGCCCACCAGCACCCCCCACUACAGCACCAGCUAAACCAAUUCCAGCGGCGGCGGCGGCGGCAGCAGCAGCAGCGGCAUCAUCCCAUGCCCGACGACCACCACCACCACCACCACGAGCACAGGCACGGGCAGAGCGGAGCGGGCGGCGGCGCCGCUCGGCCCGGGGCAGCCAUGGAGAUGGAGCAGCAACAUGGAGGCGCAGGAAAGGACGGGGCUGUGGGCGGUCGGGCGGAGGGCCGGGGGCAGCCGGGACCGACCCGUUCGGGCGAAGAGGACCAGUCCCCGACUAAGAUGGGGGAGCCGUCGGGCGGCCGCUACGAGCCCCCGAGCCUGGGGGCUCUGGGCGUGCAGCAGCAGCAGCAGCAGCAGCAGCAGCAGCGGCCGGGGCCGGGCGGUGGUAGCCUCGGUAGCCUGGGUAGCCUCGGCUCGGAGCUGAACGACUACUACGGCCGCGCCGCCCCCGUCGCCGGCGGCGUUGGAGGCCGAGCGGGGCCUUGCUUUGAUCAACAUGGCGGACAACAAAGCCCCGGGAUGGGGUUAGGGCCCCCGGCCCCCGGCGGCGCCGACCCCCUGCCCGGCUCCCACGAAGGCUACCCCCACAGCCACUACAACCAUUACCCCGGCUACAGCCGGACGGGCGCGGGAGGUGGAGGAGCGGCGGCGGCAGGAGGAGGAGGAGGAGGAGGGAGCGCGGGGGGAGGAGGAGGAGGAGGAGGAGGAGCAGCAGCAGUGGCGGCCGCAGCGGCAGCAGCGGCAGCGGGAGCAGCGGGAGCGGGCGGCUAUGGGGGCUCGUCCUCUGGCUACGGGGCGCUGAGCUCCCCGAGGCAGCCGGGCGGCAGCACCAUGAUGGGCCCGGGCGGCGGGGGCGGCGGCGGGGCCGCCAGCCUGGGCAAGGCUGCCUCGGGCUCCGCCGCGGGGGGCUUCCAGCGCUUCUCCGGGCAGAACCAGCACCCUUCGGGGGCCACCCCGACCCUCAACCAGCUGCUCACCUCCCCCAGCCCCAUGAUGCGGAGCUACGGCGGGGGGUACCCCGAUUACAGCAACCCCAGCGCCCCGCCGCCCCUGCCCCCGCCGCCGCCGCCCCCGCCGCAGCAGCAGCAACAGCAGCAGCAACAGCAGCAGGCUCAGCCCCAGGCCGGGACCCAGCAGGCGGGCAUGGGCAUGGCCAAAGACCUGGGCGCCCAGUAUGGCACUGCCAACCCGGCCUGGGGAGCGGCACAACAAAGAAAUCACCCGGCCAUGAGCCCUGGAAACACAGGACCGACCCUCAGCCGAUCCCAGGGCAGCCCGAUGGAUCCAAUGGUAAUGAAGAGACCUCAACUGUAUGGAAUGAGCAAUAAUCCUCAUUCCCAACCUCAGCAAAGUAGUCCAUACCCAGGACAGUCCUAUGGCCCCCCGGGGCCCCAGCGCUAUCCACUUGGAAUACAGGGACGGACCCCGGCUGCCAUGGGAGGAAUGCAGUAUCCACAGCAACAGAUGCCGCCCCAGUAUGGUCAGCAAGGAGUAAGUGGCUACUGUCAACAGGGCCAGCAACCAUAUUACAACCAACAGCCACAGGCUCAGCACUUGCCACCCCAGGCUCAGUACUUGCCAUCACAGCCUCAGCAGAGAUACCAAACCCAGCAGGACAUGUCUCAGGAAGGCUAUGGAACCAGAUCUCAACCCCCUAUGACUCCAGGAAAGCCUAAUCAUGACGACUUGAGCCUAAUCCAACAAGAAAGACCAUCAAGUUUACCAGAUUUAUCUGGCUCCAUUGACGACCUGCCCACAGGAACCGAAGCGACGCUGAGUUCAGCUGUUAGCGCAUCAGGCUCUACCAGCAGCCAAGGGGAGCAGAGUAACCCCGCCCAGUCACCUUUCUCUCCUCAUGCUUCUCCACAUCUCUCCAGCAUACCAGGGGGCCCAUCGCCUUCCCCCGUGGGUUCUCCCGUUGGAAGCAACCAGUCGCGAUCUGGCCCUAUCUCUCCUGCAAGUAUUCCAGGUAGUCAGAUGCCACCGCAGCCUCCUGGUAGCCAAUCAGAAUCCAGUUCCCAUCCUGCCUUGAGCCAGUCACCCAUGCCACAGGAACGAGUUUUUAUGGCAGGAACGCAAAGGAAUCCUCAGAUGUCUCAAUAUGGGCCACAACAAACCGGACCGUCUAUGUCACCUCAUCCUUCACCUGGAGGCCAGAUGCAUCCAGGAAUUGGUAGCUUUCAACAGACUAACUCAAGUGGUACUUAUGGACCUCAGAUGAGCCAAUAUGGACCACAAGGUAGCUACUCCAGACCUCCAACAUACAGUGGGGUGCCUAGUGCCAGCUACAGUGGCCCAGGGCCUGGCAUGGGAAUAAAUGCCAAUAACCAGAUGCACGGUCAAGGGCCAAAUCAGCCAUGUGGUACCAUGCCCAUGGGACGGAUGCCAUCAGCUGGGAUGCAGAGCAGACCAUAUUCCGGAAACAUGGGCAGCAUGACUCCUAAUUCUCCUGGCAUGACUCAACAGGGAGGCCCUGGCAUGGGUCCACCAAUGCCCACUGUGAAUCGUAAGGCACAGGAGGCAGCUGCUGCAGUAAUGCAGGCCGCUGCAAACUCGGCCCACAACAGGCAAGGGAAUUUUCCUGUCAUGAAUCAGAGUGGACUUAUGGGAUCCAGCUCGCCUUACAACCAGCCCAUGAAUAACAGCUCCGGCCUGAUGAACCCACAAGGUCCCCCUUACAGCAUGGCCCCUAACAUGGUGAACAGUUCGACAGCAUCUAUGGGUCUUGCAGAUAUGAUGACUCCAGCCGAGUCCAAACUUCCCAUUCCCCUCAAGACGGAUGGUAAAGAAGAAGGCACUCCUCAGCCCGAGGGCAAGUCAAAGGAUAGCUACAGCUCUCAGGGUAUUUCUCAGCCCCCAACCCCAGGCAACCUUCCAGUCCCUUCCCCAAUGUCCCCAAGCUCUGCUAGCAUCUCCUCAUUUCAUGGAGAUGAAAGUGAUAGCAUUAGCAGCCCAGGCUGGCCAAAGACUCCAUCAAGCCCUAAGUCAAGCUCCUCCACCACAACGGUUGAGAAGAUCACCAAAGUGUACGAGCUGGGAAGCGAACCAGAACGUAAACUGUGGGUGGACCGCUAUCUGACCUUCAUGGAAGAGCGGGGAACACCCGUUGCGAGCCUCCAGCGGUGGGCAAAAAAGCCCCUGGAUCUGUAGCUCUACGUCUGUGUCAAAGAGAUUGGAGGCUUGGCCCAGGUUAAAAACAAGAAGUGGCGGGAGCUGGCAACCAACCUAAAUGUUGGCACUUCAAGCAGUGCAGCCAGCUCCCAAAAGCAGUACAUCCAGUACCUGUUUGCCUUUGAGUGCAAGAUUGAGAGAGGGGAGGAGCCCCCUCCAGAGGUCUUCAACGGGGAUACCAAGAAACAACCUAAGAUCCAGCCGCCAUCUCCUGCUAAUUCAGGGUCCUUGCAAGGUCCACAACCCCAGUCCACUGGAAGUAACUCCAUGGCGGAAAUUCCAAGUGACCUGAAACCUCCCACACCAGCAUCGACCCCUCAUGGACAGAUGACUUCUAUGCCAGGUGGCAGAAACAGUGCAGUUAGUGUACAUGACCCCUUCUCCGAUGUGAGCGACUCGGCGUUUCCAAAACGAAACUCUAUGACACCCAAUGCACCAUACCAGCAGGGGAUGAACAUGUCAGACAUGAUGGGAAGAAUGCCAUACGAACCUAACAAGGACCCUUUUGGUGGAAUGAGAAAAGUGCCUGGAAGCAACGAGCCAUUCAUGACACCAGGACAAAUGCCCAAUAGUGGGAUGCAGGACAUGUAUAACCAGACUCCUUCUGGAGCAAUGUCCAAUAUGGGCAUGAGUCAGAGACAACAGUUCGCCUAUGGAGCUGGUUACGACAGAAGGCAUGAAGCUUAUGGGCCGCAGUAUCCGGGACAAGGCCCACCCUCAGGACAGCCACCAUAUGGAGGACACCAGCCUGGAAUAUAUCCACAGCAACCGAACUACAAACGUCACAUGGACGGCAUGUACGGUCCUCCUGCAAAGCGCCACGAAGGGGAUAUGUACAACAUGCAAUACGGCAACCAGCAGCCAGAUAUGUAUAACCAGUAUAGCAGCAGCUACUCUGGACCAGACAGGCGGCCCAUCCAGGGGCAGUAUCCAUACCCCUACAACAGAGAGAGGAUGCAGGGUCCAGGACAGAUGCAGCAACAUGGAAUUCCACCCCAGAUGAUGGGGGGGCCCAUGCAGUCAUCCACCAGCGAAGGGCCACAGCAGACUAUGUGGCCAACCCGCAAUGAUAUGCCUUAUCCCUACCAGAAUAGGCAAGGUCCAGGGGGUCCUGCCCAGGCCCCGCCUUACCCGGCGAUGAACCGCACUGAUGAUAUGAUGGUACCCGAUCAGAGGAUUAACCACGAGAGCCAGUGGCCUUCUCACGUCAACCAACGCCAGCCUUCCUAUAUGGCAUCCUCCGCCUCCAUGCAGCCAAUCACUCGACCCCCUCAGUCAUCCUAUCAGACGCCUCCGUCGAUGCCAAACCACAUCUCCAGGGCCCCCAGCCCAGCCUCCUUCCAGCGUUCACUAGAGAACCGCAUGUCUCCCAGCAAGUCUCCUUUUCUGCCCUCCAUGAAGAUGCAGAAGGUUCUACCUGCUGGGCCACCAUCACAAGUCACCGGGCCUCCUCCACAGCCACCCCCAAUAAGACGCGAGAUCACCUUCCCUCCAGGGUCUGUAGAAGCAUCGCAGCCGGUUUUGAAACAAAGACGGAAGAUUACCUCAAAGGAUAUCGUAACUCCUGAGGCAUGGCGAGUGAUGAUGUCCCUGAAAUCUGGCCUCUUGGCUGAAAGUACAUGGGCUUUAGACACUAUUAAUAUCCUUCUAUAUGAUGACAGCACCGUUGACUUCAAUCUCUCUCAGUUGUCUGGAUUUCUUGAGCUUUUAGUGGAAUAUUUUAGAAAGUGUCUGAUUGAUAUUUUUGGAAUACUUAUGGAGUAUGAAGUAGGAGACCCUGGUCAAAAGGCACUUGAUCACAAUACAGUUAAGAAAGAUGACAGCCCCUCAUCGGCAGAUGAUUCUGGGAAAGAGGAGGAAGAUGCUGAGUGUAUCGAUUUCUAUGAUGAAGAGGAAGAAGAUGAGGAAGAAGAAGAAGAGGAGGAGGAGGCGGCGGAACAUGAAAAAACAGAAAGGGAAGACCAAAGUAUGGUUUUUGCCACUCCCGAUGCCACUGCUGAGCCAAAUGAGAGGCCAAAACAAGCCAGUAAGUUUGACAAACUGCCAAUAAAGAUAGUCAAGAAGAACAAUCUGUUUGUCGUUGAUCGGUCUGACAAACUGGGGCGUGUUCAGGAAUUCAACAGCGGGCUCCUCCACUGGCAGCUUGGUGGGGGUGACACAACCGAGCAUAUCCAGACUCACUUUGAAAGCAAGAUGGAGAUUCCUCCCCGGAGGAGGCCCCUGCCACCUCUGAGCUCCCCUGGAAAGAAGAAAGAGCUAGAGGGAAAGGGGGAUGGCGAGGAGCCACAGGAGAAGAGCAUAACGGCCACCAUCGAUGACGUCCUGUCAGCCCGGCCAGGGGCCUUGCCCGACGACGCCAAUGCCAGUAAUGGCAACCAGACGGAGAGCAGCAAAUUUCCCUUUGGGAUCCAUCAAGCCAAAAGUCACCGGAACAUCAAAUUGCUCGAGGACGAGCCACGGAGCCGAGACGAGACUCCGCUCUGCACCAUCGCCCCCUGGCAGGACUCCCUGGCCAAGCGCUGUAUCUGUGUGUCAAACAUCGUCCGCAGCUUGUCGUUCGUGCCUGGCAACGAUGCUGAAAUGUCUAAGCAUCCGGUUGUGCUGAUCUUGGGGAAGCUGAUUCUCCUGCACCACGAGCACCCAGAGAGGAAACGGGCACCGCAGACGUACGAGAAAGAGGAAGAGGAGGACAAAGGGGUGGCCUGCAGCAAAGAUGAGUGGUGGUGGGACUGCCUCGAGGUCCUGCGGGAUAACACCCUGGUCACAUUAGCCAACAUUUCUGGGCAGCUAGACUUGUCCGCAUACACAGAGAGCAUCUGCUUGCCCAUUUUGGAUGGCUUGCUGCACUGGAUGGUGUGCCCGUCAGCCGAGGCACAGGAUCCUUUCCCAACCGUGGGGCCCAACUCAGUCCUCUCGCCCCAGAGGCUUGUGCUGGAGACCCUGUGUAAACUCAGCAUCCAGGACAAUAACGUGGACCUUAUCUUGGCCACGCCUCCAUUCAGUCGUCAGGAGAAACUCUACGCUACUUUAGUUAGGUACGUUGGGGAUCGCAAAAACCCAGUCUGCCGCGAAAUGUCAAUGGCGCUCUUAUCGAACCUUGCCCAGGGGGACGCGUUGGCAGCGAGGGCCAUAGCUGUGCAGAAGGGAAGCAUCGGAAACUUGAUAAGCUUCCUGGAGGACGGGGUCACCAUGGCCCAGUACCAGCAGAGCCAACAUAACCUUAUGCACAUGCAGCCUCCGCCUCUGGAACCGCCUAGCGUAGACAUGAUGUGCAGGGCAGCCAAGGCCUUGCUGGCCAUGGCCAGAGUGGACGAGAACCGCUCAGAAUCUUUGCACGAGGGCCGUUUGCUGGAUAUCUCCAUAUCGGCUGUCCUGAACUCUCUGGUUGCCUCUGUCAUCUGUGAUGUACUGUUUCAGAUUGGGCAGUUAUGACAUAAGUGAGAAGCCAAGCAUGUGUGAGUGAAGAUUAGAUGGUCACAUAUAACUGGCGUUUCUGUUCUUGUUUAUCCAGCGUAGGAAGAAGGAAAAAAAAUCUUUGCUCCUCUGCCCCCUUCACUAUUUACCAAUUGGAAAUUAAAGAAAUUAUUAAUUUGAACAGUUAAGAAAUUAAUAUUUGCUGUCUAUGUGUAUAAGUACAUCUUUUUAUUUUAUUUUUUUUAACCAAAGUUUCUGUCUAGUACACUCAAAGGUCACUUAUUUGUUUUCCAUAGAUUUCUUUUUUCAAUGUUCUUAUCCAUGUUGUAUGGCAUAUUUUUUUGGGAAGCGAAUUAGUGACUUUUUAAAAAAAGAAAAAUAUUGGGACAAAAGCAUUGUAUCAUGAAAAAAAUCUCACCGCUUUGAAACGAAAAGGUGGAACAACCGCCUACCAAGUUCUCAUGUCUUUUAUUUUUUCAGAAAAGGAGAAAAAAAAGCCCGUAUCCCAUCACCCAAAGCUCUGUGCAAUAGAAACUUCUAGUGAUGUAGGUAUAGGGGAUCAAGGAGGUGUGUCAGUCAGUAGUCAAACUCUGAAAUGAUAUUGGUUUCUCCACAGGAGAAUGGUUACAUUAGGCUAGGAGCAAAAAGCAAAUUUUUUUGAAAGUUAAGAUGGAAAAUACAUACCUGACGACGAUCAACGUAAAUUGCUUCCUCACCACUCUACUGUCAUGUCUGCUAUCUGUUGUUUGACCUUCCACGAUGACAGUUCUUCACAAUUCCUUUAAUCAUUUUUUAAAUAUUUUUUUUUACUGCCUAAGGGCCGUGAUGUAUAUAGAAGUUGUACAUUAAGCAUACCCUCAUUUUUUUUCUUUUUUCUUUUUUCUUUUUUUAGAACAAAGUUUUUAGUUUCUUUUCCAUGAUGUGGUAACAACAAAGUGAUGGUAGAUUUAAAUAUUUUUUUUAAUUUUUAUUUUAUAUAUUUUUUCAUUAGGGCCAUUUCUCCAAAACGAGGGUAAUGUACAAGUUUCUGUAUGUAUAAAGUCAUGCUCUAUUUCGGGAGAGCAGCCGAUCACAAUUUGCUUCAUGAAUCAAGGUGUGGAAAUGGUUGCGUAUGGAUUGAUUUAGAAAAUGGUUACCAGUCUACAGAUACAAAAAAAAAAUAUACAGGAAAAAGAAGAAACACAACUUCAAAGAUUUUUCAGUGAUGAGAAUCCGCAUUUGUAUUUCAAGAUAAUGUAGUUAAAAAAAGAAAAAAAACUUGAUGUAAAUUCCUCCUUUUCCUCUGGCUUAAUGAAUAUCAUUUAUUCAGUAUAAAAUCUUUAUAUGUUCCACAUGUUAAGAAUAAAUGUACAUUAAAUCUUGUUAAGCACUGUGAUGAGUGUUCUUGAAUAAUGUUCUAGUUUCUUUAAGGAAUGCUACUAGAAAUCCAGCUAAUGACAAGAAAUAUUGAUCCUGCAACAGUAUAUCUGCCCCCCUUUAUCAGCAUCAUCGUCAUCAUCGCCAUCAUCAUUAUUAUUAUUAUUCUAGGAUCAUAGGACUGGGAGCUACUUUAUGUGGUCACCUUUGUCUUUGAUAAAGAGAAUUAGUUGAACUGCAUAACUGGUGGCUGAUCUUUUUAAACAACAGUCAAGAAAGGAUCUUGGGCAGGGCAAAUGGGAAGUGUCUAAGGAGAGUGCCCUACUUUGAGAGCGUCAAACACAGCACGCAAGUGAGGCCGCAGGGGGUCAAUUGGCGUGAAACUCUAUCCAUGACCUUCUUUUUUUGAGCACGACACUUGCUCUUGUUUCUCCCCUUGUGAUGGCAGGCUGUGGGCAUGUAUGUGCCCGGUUCAGGGUACGCUGUGAUACGGAUGUGCAAGGCCCAGCAGAGUUUGUGCAUUUUGUUAUUUGCCAGAGUAUUAGCAUUGAAUUUCAGAGCCCAAGUCAUAUUCUCACAUUCAUCUGGUGAACACUGACUUUUAAAAUUGUUCAACGCUAAACGUUUUCUUUUUGAGUCAUGACUGUUUGGUAUGUAAGACAAUCAAUUUCUUUGAAACUGCUCCAUAAUUAGAGCAUUUGGGAAUCUAAUUCUCUCCUCCUAUUCCCAUGGGAAUACCCGAAGACUCUUUCACUCUAUUCACUGUAAUGUAAGGACAAGCUACCCAGGUUAAAUUCAGAAUAUGAAAUGUGAGUCUAUCGUAAAAAGUUGCUUCUUCCCACACACAUUUUCAUCACCCGUCCGCGCCCACAUCAUUUAACAGUCUAUUUGCUUCUUCCAUUCAAUUACAGUCAAGUAGAUGUCAAAUUAAGAACCCUACUUACAGCUCAACUAUGUAUUUAUUAACUGAGGGUAAGGUGUGCAGGGAAAAAUCUAGAUAUUUGUGAGUGGGAAUCCAAUAUCAUUUUAGUUUCUCUUCUGGAGUAUAAAGGGAAGGUGUUGUCCUACCCUGAAGUUUGUCUGGUAUGCAUUCUUAUCACUCAAAACAGGAGAAAAGUACUAUUGAGAAAUCUCAGUUUUUGGAGUUGGAUUUGUAAUCAACUAGUGUCCCGGAUCUGUAUCAAGUUACAACGUUCAUAUACGUUACACCCGUCUGGUUGGAUGAUCAAUUUACCCACUUCCCUGCAGACUUUCAAAAGCCUUGUGGACCGCCCAGCUUAUUUCUGAUGGUCUUCCUCCACAACCGAGCGACCAAACUGGUUUAUAAGCCUAAAAACUUGUUUUGUUUUCUCUUUGGGGCUUUUCAGAAUCAUGAGACAACCCAGAGCACCCAGGUGCCAUAAACCUUUGGGCAGAAACGAUGGGAAUAAAAUGAAAGUCCGACGAAGAUUUAGGAGUUGGAAUAUCUGCUGUAAUAGUUGAAUCUGCUGGUAUUUAAGGAGCCAAUUUUUUAAUGUCAGACAAGAGACGUUGUUGGCUGGUAUUUGCUAAUAAACGAGCUAUUCAUUUA
Messenger RNA from Ornithorhynchus anatinus (platypus), 10454 nucleotides. It is a transcript of the gene ARID1B, whose product is annotated as AT-rich interaction domain 1B. Gene Ontology annotation, cellular component: nBAF complex; SWI/SNF complex; nucleoplasm. Gene Ontology annotation, molecular function: nucleosome binding; DNA binding. The record is from RefSeq and is a predicted model, not a curated record. Lineage: Eukaryota; Metazoa; Chordata; Mammalia; Monotremata; Ornithorhynchidae. Gene Ontology annotation, biological process: positive regulation of DNA-templated transcription; chromatin remodeling; regulation of transcription by RNA polymerase II.